Molecule: messenger RNA, 1137 nt
Organism: Guillardia theta CCMP2712
Lineage: Eukaryota; Cryptophyceae; Pyrenomonadales; Geminigeraceae
Exons: 6
Coding region: 1-1137 (378 amino acids)
Source: RefSeq, a predicted model, not a curated record
AUGGACAGCGACGAGGAGAGUGUGUUGCUGCAGCUCAAAGAGCUGGACGAGCUAGCGAGCAUCAUGAAGCUGGAGGGAGCUGGAGGAAACGACGACAGCGAGGAGGAUGACGGCGACGAGGGAGGUGAAGGAGAGACAGCAGACGCGAUCCUAAAAGAGCUAGAGGAGCUCGACCGAUUGGCCAACAACACGCAGGGUUACGCUGAGUACACAGCAGGGGGAGUGGAGGAGGAGGCGAGCAGCAGAGAUCUGGAUCAAGACGAGCUCAGUGAGCUGAGGCGAUUGAUCCAGAAGCGGGAGCUCCUGAAGGAGAAGCUGAGGAUCCUAAAGAAGAGGGAGAUGCUGCAAAACAAGCUCAAAGAGCUCGAGCGGCAGAAGCGAGCGGCGCUGCGACGGCGAGCAGAGCACAGCAAGCACGAGGCGUCGAGCCCCAACAGCAGUCAGUCGACGCCGAUGGAGGACAGCAGCAUCAUCGAGGCAGACCUGGGCUUCAAGACCCGGGGGUUCAACAACGAGAUCAAGUUUGAGAAGGCGAACUUGGACGACUCAACGAGCCCCGAUCACUCGCUGAUUGGGAUCGAGCACGAGUAUUACAACCAGAGCAUCGACUGCCUGACGAAUCUUCCGCAAGGCUGUGGGACGAGUCGUAAAGGGCAUCGCGACAUCCGUCACAAAGUCGCACUUCCACAGGAGUUUGGAAGACUCAGCCAUGGCACAGGCUACACAGGCAAUACCUCCCACCUGCUGUCCUUCGACGAGCACAACAGCUCCUCGGAGAAGAGCCAAGAGGAGGUGCAGGCGAUGAUGGACGACCUGCUGAACCUCGAGGUUAGCGUCCUCAACGACUCCAUCGACUCGGAGACGAAGGAGCUGCAGUCCCUCCCCUCGCCCUCUCCCUCCCGGCGACGAAAUGUUCGCAAGGAUAGCGCCCGGGGGCAGGACAAGGGCAGCGAGAAGACGGCAAACCUGCUGGCAGAGCUGGCAGAGCUCGAAGCUCUCUCCCAGCAGGCAUCACAAGCUCGCAAGAGUCUUAACGUCUCCAUGGAAGAGAAGAGCACGAAUAUCAUGAAGCCGAAGGAUGGAUGGAGCAAGGCAGGAGGCGCUGGUUCUCCCGUGGACGUUGUCACGCUCUGCUGA